Molecule: messenger RNA, 1305 nt
Organism: Symbiodinium natans
Lineage: Eukaryota; Dinophyceae; Suessiales; Symbiodiniaceae
Source: the annotation of a GenBank genome assembly
AUGGCGGAGCAAAGUGACAACCUCACGGAGCUGCUGGCCAGACUGGCCAGGGGAGAAAUGGAUGAGGCUGUUAAGGCCAUCCAAGCAAGAAACCGAGACCUCUUGUGGCAUCAACUGCCGGAGAGGAUUGUGCUUCUACGGCACGGUCAAAGCGAGGGAAACGUGGAUCAUCUGCUUUACACGUCGAAGGGCGACUCCAGGCUUGAGCUGACCAAGCGUGGAAUCCGCCAGGCAAGGGAAGCUGGAAAGCGCUUGAAGGAGCUCUCCCCAAAGCACGGAAAGGUCAUUAUUUGCACCUCGCCCUUCGAGAGGACAACGCAGACACUUCUUGCCCUGUACGCUGGUGGUUUCAACCAGGAGAACGUGGAAUGUGUCCAUGUGGACCCGCAGAUUCGCGAGCAGGAGUUCGGAAAUUUUCAGGAUCCUGGCUUGACCUCCAAGGUGCGGGCAGAGGAGCAGAGAGUGGGGAGAUUCUACUACAGGCGCCCAAAUGCCGAAAGCUCCGCGGAUGUCUUCGACAGAGUUACGCAGUUUUGGGACAAGCUCUUCGAAGACAACGGCAAGGGCUUGCUGACAGAUCCCAGUGUGAAAUAUGACAUGUGCCUAAUGGUCACACAUGGCUUGACCAUCCGACUGAUGCUCAUGUGCCUCUUCAAGUGGUCGGUGGAGACUUUCGCUUCUGUAUGGAACCUGGGCAACUGUGAGCACAUCACACUGAAGAAGAAUGCCGCGGAGCACAAGUACGAGAUUUGCAUUGAAGAGUCCUACCCACAGCGGCUCCCCUGGGCUACUCGGGAAGCCUGGAUCGUUUUCAACACAAAGAAUGCGCCCGAGGAGAUGCUGGAGAGGUUGGGGGCGCUUCAGGAAGCCCGGGACGCGCUGUGCGACGAGGGGGUCCGGGAGGAGGCGUUGCGGAUCGACAAGGCCCUGGAUUCCCUGGAGAACAAAAUCCUCCGCGUGCGCUCCGAGCCUUACACUGUCAUUGACUACCUCGCCAUUCCCCAGCCGCGAACAACACAAAAAGAGGAGGUCUUGUCAAGGCUGGUUCCCGGGCACGGUCAUGGCCACAAGUCGCCAGAGGAGAUGCAUCGGCUGGUGUCCGCACCAGAUGAGGACGACAUCGAGUUCAUCGACUGGUGGGGCGACAACUUAAGCUAUCAGGGCAAGAUGCUUCGGCUGAACAGAGUGAGCACGAUCCAUUCAACGCGCUCCAUGCGCUCCACAAGCCCAAGCAGAAAUCCCAGUCAAUGCCAGGCAGGGGGGGGAGAGUCGAGCGCGGAGGCAGACGAUCCAAAUGAUCUGUGA